Drosophila elegans is the source of this 1308-nucleotide messenger RNA. Its product is annotated as aminoacylase-1. The record is from RefSeq and is a predicted model, not a curated record. Gene Ontology annotation, biological process: amino acid metabolic process. Gene Ontology annotation, molecular function: aminoacylase activity. Gene Ontology annotation, cellular component: cytoplasm. The transcript has 4 exons. NCBI's taxonomy places the organism in Eukaryota, Metazoa, Arthropoda, Insecta, Diptera, Drosophilidae. The coding region runs from base 47 to 1252 and encodes 401 amino acids.
UAGCUCAUUUUCUGUUUAUCUCUAACCGAAUUAACACUGCUUCAAAAUGAGUUCAGAAAAGUGGGAGAACAAUGAGGAAAUUAAAAUAUUUCGGGAAUACUUGCGUAUACCGACCGUACAUCCUGAUGUUGAUUACACCGCUUGUGUGGAGUUUCUUAAGCGUCAGGCAGGCUCUUUGAAUCUUCCUGUGGAGGUGGUCUAUCCAGCCGUUCAAUCGAAGCCUGUGGUGAUCAUUAAGUGGCCAGGAACUCAGCCAGAGCUGCCCUCGAUUAUUCUCAACUCCCACACGGAUGUGGUUCCCGUAUUUCGUGACAAGUGGACCCACGAUCCCUUUGCCGCCGACAUGGAUGAGAAGGGCAGGAUCUUUGCUCGGGGCACGCAGGACAUGAAGUCAGUUGGCACUCAGUAUCUGGGUGCCAUUCGCCUGCUCAAGGCCAGCGGUUUCCAGCCCAAACGAACCUUGUACGUGACCUUUGUUCCCGACGAGGAGAUUGGAGGUAGCCUUGGCAUGGCGGAGUUCGUUAAAACGGAUUACUACAAGCAAAUGAAUGUGGGAUUCAGCCUGGACGAAGGAGCCACCAGCGAGAGUGAUGUGCACCAUUUGUUCUACGCCGAGCGAUUGCGAUGGGGUCUCAAAUUGAAAGUCAGUGGAACUUCUGGCCAUGGAUCGCUGUUGCUGCCCAACACUGCCGGCGUGAAACUCAACUAUGUGCUGAAUAAGAUGACCGACUUCCGCACAUCGCAGGUGGAGAGCCUGGCAAAGGAUUCUAGCCUCAGCAUAGGCGAUGUUACCACCGUGAAUCUCACCCAAUUGAGUGGCGGAGUGCAGAGCAAUGUGGUGCCACCGCUUUUCGAGGCGGUCUUCGACAUGCGAAUCGCCAUUACUGUGGAUGUGGUUGCUUUCGAGAAGCAGAUUCGCGACUGGUGCGAGGAAGCGGGUGGCGGCAUUGAGAUUGAUUUCUUCCAGAAGGAACCUUUUAUUGGUCUCACCAAGCUGGAUGAUUCGAACCCGUACUGGUUAGCUGUUAAAGCCGCGAUUGAUGAACUGGGCUUGAAGAUACAUCCCAUCGUUUGCCCUGGUGCCACCGACAGCCGUUUUAUUCGGCAGAAGGGAACCCCUGCAAUUGGAUUUUCACCCAUUAUCAACACAACCAUGCGAAUCCACGACCACGAUGAAUUUCUACAGGCUGACGUCUACUUUAAUGGAAUUGAAGUGUACAAGAAGAUUAUUCGCAAUCUGGCACAAGUCUAAUAAAACCAUAUUAUAUGCAAAGUGAAUCGUUAUCAGAGGUGGUCUGAUUCUUAAAA